Messenger RNA from Tigriopus californicus, 4670 nucleotides. Its product is annotated as multiple C2 and transmembrane domain-containing protein-like. Lineage: Eukaryota; Metazoa; Arthropoda; Copepoda; Harpacticoida; Harpacticidae. The coding region runs from base 1102 to 4194 and encodes 1030 amino acids. Gene Ontology annotation, cellular component: synaptic vesicle membrane. The record is from RefSeq and is a predicted model, not a curated record. The transcript is spliced from 6 exons. Gene Ontology annotation, molecular function: calcium ion binding. Gene Ontology annotation, biological process: regulation of neurotransmitter secretion.
GCGCCCUCCUCAAUUUCCGUUGCUCCAGAACAAUCUCCUCAUGCUCCCCGUUCUGUUUCCAACUCGAAUCGGGACGAAGUUCUUCUUGUUGAGCAAUCGGCGCCUCCGCGUGAACCAUUUCCGAACCCGGCUUGUCCGGGACGCGGAAUGGCCUUCUUGCUCUCUAAUAGUGCGCCAAAGUAGAAUAUGUAACCUCUUGUAGACGAGGAUCAUGGACCUCGCCGAGUCCAAGAGGGUGGUUGUGUGGGAGACAGUGGCAAAGGGAGAAGAGAAACAGAGAGGGUCUUUUAACGCGCGCGGGCCUUUUCCAACGGAAGCGCUCCUCAGACCUCGACCUUAGAGGAUUUCAAGGAAGCUCCCCCUUUUUUGGAUGGAACCAAGCGGUAUCAACAUUAGCGUGACCAGAAUUGAUGGAGGGAAACAACCCAUUGCCAGGAAUUUGCGACAUCUCAAGCCCAUCAAAUGCAGGUUUGUUGUCCCUGAGAAAUUUGCUCGCCUUAGCUAGUUAUGGAUCCGAUUGUUCCAUUUCAAACUGAUUGCGGGAAGUUUCAUCUCUAGAAGCAUCUGGUCUCGGAUUAGAUUCACGGGCGAGUGCACGCCACACAUGCUUAAGAAGAGCCAGUGUGCAGGACCUUCGAAGGCCACUUGGUUGUGUUGUCGGACAGGGAACCUUGAAAUUAGGAUCCACAACAGUGUUGUUCCACCCACCCGAAUGAGGAAUUGGGUUAAUAAUUGUAUUUGUGUGUCAUUGUGCGUGAUCAAGUCGAUCAGGCUUGUCCAAACUUGAAGUUGCUCAAAAUAAGUUCGUGUUCCUCUUUCAACGUUAAUAAAAUAAGAAACGGGUGUGGUUUUUAUGGAAAUCCAACAACAAUUGUGCCUUUUUACAACCCUUGGUCAAUCUUCUAUUUACCACUCGGAUGUGAUACACACUCCGAUACCGUCAUUCUUUGCUUUUUGCUGGUGUGAUCCAUUAGAGACAUGCGAUAAGGCCGCAAAUCAACCCAAAGUAAUAAGGAGUCACGCUCAAAAUACAUCGGGGAAUGUAUUGGCUCCACCACCAAGUCCGCGAAACAUAAUAUUCGACGACGCACAUAUUGAUGAAUGGGUGCUCAACAUCGCACCAUGAUGCGCAAAGGGAUCAUGAAGCGGCUCUCUAAAUCCGCGAGUGACAUCUCUGGGUGUCGAAAGAAGACCCAUUCCACCUCUCCGGAUGAGGAGAGCCGAGAGUUUGCAACUCCUCCACCUCAUUCCGAAGAUGAGGCUGCGGACGAUGAAGAGGAUGACGAGGAUCAACACAUCCGAAGCUUUUCUCAACGGCCUCUCUCCAUUCAGAAUGCCAUGUCGGUCCCUUCGUCCUUGCACAAAAGGCACGACGAUCUUCAAGCGUCCAGAGAGGAAGCCAACAGUGCCCUCUAUCCACAGUCCAAGGAAACCGAUCGGAGGCGAAGCACAACGACGGGCUUUCUCGGUCUUCUUCGACGAAGGCUCGCCAAUAGUCGAAGCUCCAGUCGUGAGAGUGAUCGGUCCUCGAGAGGAUCCACGCCACAUCAUCGCAAAUCUCACAUAGGGGCUUCAACUUCCACAACUCCCGAGGGUAAGAAGGCCCUUCAGAGACAGGUGUCAACAAGGUCCUGCCACCAGCCUGCAUCCUCACCCGAGAUCGUCCGCUACAAGGUGAGCAAUAAUCAGGCCACGGGUGCGAAUAACUUUGAGGCGCCAGAGGUGAUUCGACACCAUCAUGUCACUCCCAUCGCGUCGUUACCCAUGGCCUUGGCUCAAGAGCUGGAAUUGGCUCGAUUGAAAGAGGAACGAGACAAGACCGCCGAGACACCCAAAGAAGCAACCACAGCACCAAGCCCUUCAAGCAUUGCUAUGCCCAAGGAUCCCGCCAGCUCUCACAACAGGAUGCCGGAUAGCCAUGGCCAGGAGGCCUCCAAAAGUGUGCCCACACCGCACGAAAGUGUUGAGCCGAGAGGCAAAGAUCGAAUGGUCCAUCAGCCCAGCUCUGACGAGUCCUUCCACUCCGUCAACGAUGACCAACACAUUGCACAACUCCGAUCUCAUGCUUUUUUUCAUCUCCACGUGCAUUUGAAGCAAGGCUACGAUCUGGCAGCACGGGACUCCAAUGGAACAUCAGAUCCAUAUGUGAAGUUCUUGAUUAAAGGAAAAGUAGUGCACAAAACUAAGACUAUCUACAAAGACCUGAAUCCGUUUUGGGAUGAGCAAUUCGUUCUCAACAUCGAAGACCCAUUUGUGCCCGUUCAUAUCAAGGUCUACGAUUACGAUUGGGCUUUUCGAGAUGAUUUCAUGGGAGAGGCCACGCUUUCCUUGGUGCGAUUGGAGCUGGAAAAAACGUUUCCACUUGUGAUACAACUGGCGGAACACGGGAAAUCUGAAUACUUGGGACAACUCGCCAUUACCGUCAAAUUGGAGCCCAAAAGCCCAGCUGAUCGAUCCAUGUCGAUCAUGUCCAGUUUGUCCUUGGCCGGGUCGAUUCGUUCCACUUCUGAGCCUGCCACUAUUAAGCGCAUGAGAGGACAAUCCCUUUCUGCCUGGUCGGCCGUGGUCAAUGUGGUCCUAAUUGAGGCCAAGGAUCUCCUGGCCAUGGACUUUGAGGGCACCAGCGAUCCAUAUUGCAAGUUCAGACUCGGAAAUGAUCGAUACAAGUCAAAAAUCAUCUACGAAACAUUGAACCCAAAAUGGUUGGAACAAUUCGAUCUGAAUCUCUACGAAGAUCAGCCAAAAGAACUGGAAAUCACCGUUUGGGACAAGGAUCAACGAAGCAAAGAUGACUUCAUUGGCCGAUGUGCAGUGGAUUUGUCCCAUUUUGCCAAGGACUGUACCCACGACAAUUGGUACGACCUCGAGGAUGGCUCAGGAAAGAUCCACUUGCUCAUAUCCAUCUCUGGUUUAACCCAAGCCCAUCCCAUUAUCGACUUGGCCAAUUACGAGGAUCCAAAGUUUGAGGAGCGCAUUUCCUCCUAUUCGUAUCAGAAUAUUCUGUGGAACUGGAAUGACAUUGGAACCUUGUCGAUCAAGAUAUAUUGUGCCAAGGGCCUUUAUGCAGCUGAUUUGAAUGGAAAGAGUGAUCCAUUCGUUGUCUUAGAGCUUGACAAUGAAAGGAUUCAAACUCAUACGGAAUACAAGACCAUCACUCCAACUUGGAACCGAAUAUUCGUUCUACCCGUCAAGGACAUCCACUCGGUACUUUAUAUCACUGUCAACGACGAGGAUCGCAAUCACACAUUCGAAUUCUUGGGCAAAUUAGCGAUACCUUUGCUCCGCAUUGAAACCCGAAAGAAGAAGUGGUUCGCCCUCAAGGAUAAGAAGAUGCGAUGUCGAGCCAAAGGUAAUAAUCCCCAGAUCCUCCUGGAAAUGGAUCUGAAAUGGAACCCUGUCCGAGCGGCCAUUCGGACCCUCAACCCCAAGGAUGAGAGAUAUUUGACUGUGUGCGAAAAAUUCAAGCGGCAAAUCUUUCUCAAUAACGUCAUGCGAGUCAAAGCCAUUAUCAUGGAGUUUGUGGACCUAGGCAAGUUCCUUGAGAGUUGCCUGGAAUGGGAAAACCCCAUUCAGAGUCUCCUAGUCUUCAUCUCAAUCGUGGUGAUUACUUACUAUUUCCAACCGUACAUGUUCCCAAUCUUCUUGUUGUUGAUCUUCCUCAAGAACUACGUCAUUCUCAGCUACUUGGACAGCCAAUCCAAUGCUGGGGCCAAGGGAACACCCCAUCACCAUCAUCAAAUGGAAGAACAUCUCGACUCGUACGAAGAUGAAGAGCUGGACGACAAAGACGAGGAGAAAGAAGAGAAGAAGACUUUGAAGGCCAAGCUUCAAGCCAUCCAAGAAGUCACGGCCAUGGUACAAAACGCCAUUGGCUAUGUGGCCUCCUUGGGCGAGGAGGUUAAGAACACGUUUAACUUCUCCGUUCCCUAUCUUUCCUGGCUGGCUAUCGUGAUCUUAAUCAUCAUUGCUUUGAUCUUGUACUUCAUCUCCCUGAGGUUUCUGGUCAUUGUGUGGGCCAUCAAUAAGUUCUCGAAGAAGUUUAUCCGCCCGGAUUACGUGCCCAAUAACGAACUCUUGGACUUUCUCUCCAGAGUUCCAGAUGACGAAGAGCUCAAUGACGCGAAGGAGCUCAAGCUCUAUUUGGAGGAGAUCACCACGCCCAACAAAAAGUUGCCAAAGAAGAAGCAAAAGUAGGAGGAAAGCCCGUUGUAGCCAGCCUCUCUUGUGAUAUUCAUUCUGUUUUGUGAUAACAUUCAUUAGUUGUUGGCUACUCUCAGUUCAUCUGUACCUUUGUCCCUUCAGUAUUCGUCAGUCAAAACAAAAGUUGUUUCAAAAAAGACAUUAUUUGCGAAUCUUAGCUAGCAAUUCCAAAUUCAAUGGGCAGUGUUCAAAUACUUCAAUAUUUGUGACGUGUGCAGUAUCUUGAAUUGACUAUUAUGCAGUUUUUCAAAUUUCCUCUAUUUCCAUCUCUUUCAAGUUUGGACUCACUUUAAACUUAAUGCUAAAGUCUAGAGUUUUGGAAAGUGCUAUCUGUUUCGAGUUAUAAUCCCUCCGGACUCUUUUCCUCUCUAUUAAUUCUAAAGUUGCGAGCUAUUGUUGAACUCUUGUUAUAUUUUUCUAUAUAUUCAUCUUAGUAUGUAGUGGAAUAAACCAACAUAUCACGCUACAAA